Acipenser ruthenus (sterlet) is the source of this 8857-nucleotide messenger RNA. Its product is annotated as forkhead box protein P4-like. The coding region runs from base 637 to 2793 and encodes 718 amino acids. Gene Ontology annotation, cellular component: nucleus. NCBI's taxonomy places the organism in Eukaryota, Metazoa, Chordata, Actinopteri, Acipenseriformes, Acipenseridae. Gene Ontology annotation, biological process: regulation of transcription by RNA polymerase II. The transcript is spliced from 18 exons. Gene Ontology annotation, molecular function: RNA polymerase II cis-regulatory region sequence-specific DNA binding; DNA-binding transcription repressor activity, RNA polymerase II-specific. The record is from RefSeq and is a predicted model, not a curated record.
CGUGUUCUGUUUUGUUAUUGUGCAGCGGCGGAGAAAAGGCAGGCAGAAGCAAAUGUGGGCGCGCACCUGUUUUAGAUGAAUUACGGUAGAGCAAGAGACUAAACUGUCCCUAAGAUCUCCCAACACAGACACAACCCGAGUAAUCCAACACUGAUUUCACACCGAAUGAGUAGAGGACAGACGAGAUGCCAAAAACUCGAGCAAGAAUCGUCGGGACUUCUGGAAAGCUUGUAUUCUAAAUAAUAAUAAGGAAAGUAAGAAAGAAGCCGGGGGGAAACCGCGAGGAAGAAGAAAUUAAACUGCGUUUUUAACUUCCAGAAGAGCGGUGACCAUGCAGCUAGUGAGCUAGUGCACGAUUAUUGUUUCGACUUAUCACUGAGUGAUCACUUUGUGAAAGGAAACAAAUAAAAAAGGGAAAGGACUAAUAAAGACGAUUGCCGCAGAAAGUAAUGAUCCUGCACCAUCUGUCCUAGAUCAAGAUUGCUUGUUUUUUUUUUUUAAUUUUACGUUGCUUUUUAUUUUUACCCUUUUUUGGAUCGCCGGGACAAUUCCUGAAACCUGGAAGUGAAAAAUCCACAUGGUCCAGGCGUAGUGUGAAAGUUGAAAUCUCCAGAAUUGCAAAACAGGUGACACGUGAUGAUGGUAGAAUCGGCAACUGAGACAAUUCGAACAACCCCCUCCAAUCAGAAUGGAGUCAGCAGCCUGAGCAGCCAACCAGACAGUGGCGGUCGAGAAGGCGGGUCCAAUGGGGACGCCACUGGCGAAGUGAAUCCUGUAGACUUGCUGCACCUCCAGCAACAGCAGGCUCUUCAGGCAGCACGGCAGUUCCUCCUUCAGCAGGCAACAGGCCUGAACAGUAACGAGAAUAAGCAGACCACCGUGCAGGUCCCAGUGUCUGUGGCCAUGAUGACGCCCCAGAUGAUCACCCCUCAACAGAUGCAGCAAAUCCUGUCUCCUCCGCAGCUCCAGGCUUUGGUUCAGCAACAGCAGGCGCUGAUGUUACAACAGUUGCAAGAAUACUACAAGAAGCAACAGGAGCAGCUGCAUCUCCAGCUCCUUACACACCAGCAGCAGCAGCAGCAGCAGCAACAAGCAGGCAAACAGGCCAAAGAGCAGCAGCUGGGGAAUAAACAGCUAGCGUUCCAGCAGCAGCUGAUCCAGAUGCAGCAGCUGCAGCAACAGCACCUCCUGAACCUGCAGAGGCAAGGCCUGGUGAGCCUGCAGCCCAGCCAGGGCGCCGUGCCUAUGCAGAGCCUGCAGCAAGCCAUGUGCCCUGCAGACCUCCAGCAGCUCUGGAAAGAUGUAGCCGGCAUGCAGAACCAAGACGACAACAUGAAGCACGAAGGUCUAGACCUGACAACCAACAGUUCCAACUCUACCUCUUACUCGGCUGCCAAGGCCUCACCUCAAAUAACCCAUCACUCUUUGCCAAAUGGACAGAACUCUGUUCACACUCCAAAGAGAGAGAGAGCAAGAGUCUUUGACUGGAUCUCCUCCUUCAUGAAAGCUGAACCUGCAGACGAGUACCGAACGCCACACUUGAAAAGCGGUUACCAACAAAACACUCACUCUUCCCAUGAGGAGCACACAGGCUCUCACCCUCUCUACGGACAUGGGGAGUGCAAGUGGCCAGGCUGUGAAGCUCUGUGUGAGGACAUGGGACAGUUUAUAAAGCACCUCAACAACGAACAUGCACUAGAUGAUCGGAGUACUGCACAGUGCCGGGUUCAAAUGCAAGUGGUUCAACAGCUAGAGAUACAGUUAUCCAAGGAGAGCGAGCGUCUGCAAGCAAUGAUGACACAUCUGCAUAUGAGGCCAUCGGAGCCAAAGCCUUUCAACCAGCCCCUCAAUCUGGCAGCCAGUGCCUCUCUUUUGAAGAGAGAGGGGGACACUUUCCCGGAAGGUUUACCUCACCCCCCCACCUCUGCCACGGCCCCCAUCACCCCCCUGCGCCAGGGGCCCUCCGUCAUCAGCUCCUCCAGCCUGCACAGUGUGGGGGGGGCCAUCCGCCGGAGGAACUCUGAUAAGUUCUGCACCCCCAUCGCCUCGGGUAAGGGCCAUGGAGGCUACUGCAGUUUACAGCUCCAGUUAGCAAUGGAGCUUGCACAGAAUCAGGAAUUCUACAAAAAUGCUGAUGUCAGACCUCCCUUUACCUACGCCUCGCUCAUACGACAUGCUAUAUUGGAAGCCCCAGAUAGGCAGUUAACCCUGAAUGAAAUUUACAACUGGUUUACACGAAUGUUCGCCUAUUUCAGGAGAAACACAGCAACAUGGAAGAAUGCAGUACGCCAUAACCUGAGCCUACACAAGUGCUUUGUCCGAGUAGAGAAUGUGAAGGGGGCUGUGUGGACAGUGGAUGAAGUUGAAUACCAAAAGAGGAGACCACCAAAGAUGACCGGAAGCCCAACUUUAGUAAAGAAUAUGAUUUCAGGACUUGGCUAUGGAUCGCUUAACGCAAGCUAUCAGGCGGCCCUGGCAGAGAGCAGCCUGCCUCUUCUCAACAGCCCCACCCUGUUGAACACGUCGACUGGCAGCAGCAUGAACAUGCUCCAUGUGGGUCACGAUGACGUCAGCAGCACCGUGGAGCAGAUCCACAGCAACGGCAGCAGCAGCCCGGGGCUUUCCCCCCAGCAGUACGGGCAUCAAAUUCACGUCAAGGAAGAGCCCGCUGAGUUACUAGAGGAAGACAACAGGCCUGUGUCGCUCAUGGCAACAAUGAACCAGAACCUGCCGUUGCCUGGCGACGAGCGAGAUUUGGAGGAGGAGCUGCCAGCGGUGGAGGAGCUGGAGUAGAAGCGCGUAUUCUCCAGCACUGCUUUCUCUACGACUUGUAAAGUAAAAACAAAACAAACAAACAGGGUCAGGCCUCACAUCUGCUCACAAACUUUUUAGCCACAGCACUGGGGUGCUUCAGAUCACCACUCAAGGCCCAUAGGCUCACCAGAAAGUCUUUCUAUAUAGAUACAUAUAUAUAUAUAUUUCUUUUGGUUAGUUUAUCUUCUCCUCUUCUGCUCAAAUUUCGUUGUUGAAGUCCGGUGACCGAAAUCUGGAUUGGAUGCUUCCUUAACCACAAAGAAAGGUAGUGUCCCUCUUCACUGCUUCUUCGGAUCAACUGCUAUACAAUGUGAAGUGACACAUAUUGGUGCUUUAGGCAUCUUGAGAAGAAGGGGGGUGGGGAUCCACUUGGAGGUACCUCUCUUACUAUACCUUAUCAGUAUGGAUACCAGUGUUUUCUGAUUUAAUCACAUUGCUUUCUUUUCUGAAAUAUACAUUUGUUGGGGGGAUGGGGGGAGGGGGUGUGUGAAAAUUACCUCAAAAAAUGAAUCCAUUGAAUGGACCCACAGUGACUAACGGACGGCUGAUUGACUCCUGAAGACCAGUCCCCUUGAUGUUCCCCGUGUUUGAAAAACACCUAGAAAGGUACCUACCCCCUUCUCGAACACAUUGGUUCUACACCGUUGGCCAACAGGCUGCAUUAAGGAGAACUGAAGAAAAAAAAAAUCUGUUUGGCCUCUUUUUCAGGUGUGGGUGGUGGCGGUGGUGGUGUUGGUAGUUAUUUCCAAUGUUUUUAGAUCAAGGCGCAAAAUGAUAUGCUUCUAACUACAGGCAACAACAUUAUAGCACUAAAAUUCGUUAUGAACAGACAAAAUUGGGUCCUCUGAAUUUGUUUGGGUACUCUGCUCAGCUGUACCAGACAACUCCAAAUAUUUUUGUUUUUAAAUUUGGUUUGUAUUAUUAUUAUUUUUUUUUUAAUUGGGGAUUCCUCAGGAAAAUCAAGGGACCAGGCCCUCCAAUCUGAGACGAGAGCUUUGUGGUCUCUGAAAAUCAAAUGAAGGUCUUGCUUUAAUGUUCUUCAGUGUCCUAUCCUCUAACGCUGUAAUCCAACUAGCAACUGCCAGUGACACAGUGUAGUUUUAAAUACUGUCAUUUCCACAGGGGUGACUGUACAGUAGCAGUUAUUUCUAAGGAUCAGAAACUUAAGGAUGACAUUUUACAGUUGCUACACUAGAUGUCUCAAGUUAACAAGUAUUGUUUUCAAAACACUUUUUUUAGCACAUUUUUUUUUCAGCCCUUCUGUCUCCUUCUAACUUUUUUUUUUUUUAGUAUUUAUUUAUAUUUUUUUUGUACAAAAUAGCACUUCCCAAAGGGAUCGGAAAUAUAUUUUCAAAAUAUGGUGUUUAUGGUUCAUACUUUUUUUUUUUUUUUUUUAAAUAUAUGGCUUCACAAUACAGACGGUGAGCCUGUAUUUAAUAAAUGAACACAUGUUUAAAUAUGUUUAACAUAUACCGUAUGUUAUGAUUUAUUUUCAAAUAUUUGUAUGUAAUAUAUUGAAAAUAUAUUUUCUUUCUGUAAGGGUUAACACAUAGAGAUAUGUAAGAUAAACUCUGUAUAGUGAGACUUGGUUUUCCAUCAGGCCAGUGUACUGUAACCGGGUACUAAAGGCACUCUGUACAGUCAUUAAACGAUCCAUCCCAAGUUCCAGCAGUAGUCAAUGUAUGUUGUGUUUUUACUAAUGUCUGCUGUCAUACAAAAAAAAGAAUUGCUUUAAAAACCACCACAGUCACUGAAUACCUCAUUCCACUAAGAAUCUACCUUGAUCAGCAUCCAAAUGUUUAAAAAAACAAAGAAAGUAGUGGAUUCUUGAUGUGGGCAAACAAUUCAGUGAUAGUAUCACUUUAAAGUUCUGAGAUAUAUAUAUAUAUAUAUAUAUAUAUAUAUAUAUAUAUAUAUAUAUAUCUAUAUAUAUCUAUAUAUAUAUGUUUGGAGCAGCUUAAGAGAUUUUAACUUUUGUCAGAGAGCACAAAAGCAUACCAUUUAUGUAGUGCCAUACCAAAUUGAACAACUUUCUUCCUUUAUUACUAUUAUAAUAUGUUUUUCCUUAAUAGUUUUUGUAUUAUGUCUUAUGUUUUUUUUUUUUCUUUUUGUUUUUUUUUCGUUACAGGUUACCAAAGAAACUUGUAGGAAACCAAAAACCAUUUUUUCUUUUUUUCUAAAAAUACUCGCCAAAAUAUUCCUUUUUCUUUCUUUCUUUCUUUUUUAAAUUAUUUUCAAAUGUGAUUGCUUACAGCACGGAGCAUUCCAAACCAAAGUUAACAAAAAAAAUAAAAGAAAUGAAUUUGGUUCCUUAAAAACUCUUUAAAGCGUUGGCAGUCCAAGAAGCAAAAAGUUACAGUAGGCCAAAAACUCAAACAGUAUUAACAAACCUCCUCUAGUUCCUUUUAUAAAGAAAGCACUUAAAGAAAAGCUGUAUCCUUUUUCACACUCAGGCUGAAAUAGUGUUGUGAACACGGAUCUUACGAAGCCUCAUGGUAGAGGAUGAAUUCAAAUCUUAGUGCUCUUUUUUUAUAUAGAUCUUGUAAGACACUUGAAAUAAUAAGUGGGCAAAGCUUGGACCCAUGGGGACAAUCUGUAUUCAUUGUAAAUGAGAUGUACCCCUCACCACGUUUUGCUUCGUAGAUGAAUCACUAUAAAUUUAAAAGAAAACAAAUCUGUCUUUAUCUUAGACUGUAUCAUGCUGCAGAUUCUAAGAUGUACCAUAUUCAAUGUUAUUAAAAAAAAAAAAAAAAAAUUGUAAACCUGUGUUCGCCUAACUUACCUUUCUAAUCUAAACAUGAUAGUUAAUAAAAAAAAAAAGUGUGUAGAUUUUGUUAAUGUAAAACUAAUUGGUAUGUUGUUUAACAGUUGUAGUAUGUUUUUGGAAAAGCAUAUGGGUUCUUUUGAAAGGUGAGGACCCGAAUCAGUCAUUCAUUAAACAGGAUUUAAAGCAGGAGUCGCUACUCCUAAAAUAAUGUUUAAAAUAAUAAUUACGAUUUAUUAUUUAAAAAAAAAAAUACUACCUCUUCAGAAAUGGUUUUCUAAGAGCAAAAUAUUAAAAAGGUUGAGACCGUGUAUCCAUAACUACAAAAUACCAAAACAAUAUUUAUUUCUGUGAUACAAUGCGCCCACAAUAGUAACCAUGGAUUAUUACAAAAAAUACAAACAAAAUGACACACACUACGCCCGACAAGAUAUUCAUAGAAAUAAACAUUUAAUUAAUAAUGUGAAGUACUACCUCUCAGAAAGGAUUAUUAUUAUUAAGAGCAAAACAUAAGAGGCUGGGAGCCUUGAAAAGGUCUGCAUUGAAUCCAUAGGCACCACCUUUAAGUGAUCUAUUAGCAUAUCUAAUGUAGACACACAUCCUUUAUGCUGAAGCUCAAUUGUGUUCUUCAAUUACUGUACUAUAAUGAAGACUGGCUGUUGACGUGCCAGGAAGGGCAAUUGAGAUCUUCAGUUAUUAAGAUUGCUUAGUAGGGCAAUCAUUCUGUUGUUCUCGUUGCAAAGAAAAGUGGACAGGCUGUGGAAAUACUCUUGUGAAUUCACACAGUAGCAAUAUGUAUUAUAUAGUUCUGUUUCCUGCGAGAGGAAUGUCUGAACGAAUACACAGAAGCUGUCUCCAAUGAAUGUAAUAGACGGUUUUUAAGAUACAGAUUUUUUUUUUUUUUUUAAACUGGCUUAAAGAAGACUAAAGUGUUUGUGUAUUCACCAGUCUAAGUAAUUAAAGUAAAUAAAACCCUUCUGAGCCUCACUUGGAAGAUUUGAUUAUAUCGCAUGGGAAGUUUGAGCUGUGGACAGCCUCCAACAAGUAUUAAAGCCAUGGAAAUGCUAAGAGGCUCAAGUUAAGCAUCAAAUGCUGUGUACUGCAUUAACAAUGGUGACGAAUUUAAGGUGGUUCUGCUGGAACAUGGUUGAAAUCAUUUUACAUUUACUAAGCUAAUUGUGAAAUACCAUCUUAAAUCGGCCAGCCACCAUGUUUCCAGGUGAUUGCUCUGGAAGUCUGGCAGCUUUGUAUUUCAGAAAUAGAUUUUUAUUAUGUUUUAUUUUUUAUGAAUAUUGCAGGUUGCGAGGUACAAAAGACGUUUGCUUUUCUACUCCCAGGUGGUGUGUCCAGAUAUUCUAACCAGAUAAUUGAAAGAUUGAUUUAUUGGGUUAUUUUCUGCUUUGUUUGUAUGUAUUUAUGAUGUUCUAUAUAACAGACGAUCUGGCAUUAUGAAAGGGACGACGUAUCUAAUAAAUAAAUAUCCAUCAUGAAUAUCCAAAGAGUCAACUACAGCUUGGAACCAUGCUCCAAAUGAAAUAAUAUUAAUUAUGAGCUGUGCAUCUAAGGAUGAUUAAGGAAAAAAAGGAACUGCAGCAUUUUUAAAAAUAACGCUUUAAAGGUACAUUUGUAAACUGUUUUAUAAUGUGUAGGUUCACAGAGAUCAUUGAUGAAAAAAGCAAACAUUCAUGACACUAGAUAAGUUACUUUACAAUCUUAAUGUGUUAAUGUAUAUUGCGGCUUGGCUUUUGAGCAGUGCUUUUUAUUUUUUUAUAUUACUUUCUUUUUUCUGCACCUGUUUAGCAAUUGUAAAGCUUUCAGCUCAGUUUUUUCUUCCCUAUACUCUCUUGCUUCUGCUAAAUGUAUGUAUUUAUCAUAUUAAGUGCAGCAGGUAUAAUGGUUAAAUAGUUUUUCAUGAAACGUCUGGGACGGUUUUUUGUUUGGUUCGCUAUUUUUUUUUUUUUUUAAUUAAAUGUAUUAUCUUAAAAACAAAAAGUUAGAUGAGCGGUUUAGGUAACACACCUGUUUGUAUAUUUAUCUUAGCUAGGUCUAUUUUGAUACUCUUUGUCUCCGUAUUGCAUUUAUGCAUUUUUAAGGAAAAAAAAAAACAAACAAAACAAAGCUGAAUUCAUUGUGUACUGAUACCUCAGAAGGACUUUCCUCAAAGACAGGACCAAACCUCAAGAAUUUGAAGAAAUAUGUAGCCCCUUCUUGCUUUUAAGAAGGAGCAAUUUUAAAGUAUUUUGUUGGUCCUUUCAGCUGCCAAUAUGUGUAAAAACUCCCUUUAAAACUGAACCAUUCCUGUAGCUACCAUAAUGUUCAAUACUGUGUUUCACCAAGCAGUGGUAGUUUCGAUCUGCUGAAAAUAUUACCUGGGUCAGAAAGUCAUUUUACACCGCUGUGUGCAUCACUGGUGCAACACCACCAACAAAUUACAUUUUGUUUUAUUCCCCACUGCUAACGGGACAGUUUCUGGAUCAAUACAAAAAGUAGUUUACUGUGUCAUGCUUUGAAAUAAUCACCCGUCCAUCGUGUUACAUUCAUUCUGAUUGAGUGUGUAAUAUGACAGCGUGUGGAAUGCAUUGAAAAGGAGAGCCAUGUGUUAAUUUGCAUUCCAUUGAAUUACCUGCAAGCUGUAGAAAAGACUUAUUCUAAAGUGUUACCCGACUCCCACAUUUCAUACAAAUUUGCACUUUCUUUAGUCAAAUGACAGCCUACCCUAAAAGUCACUAAUAAUACUAAUAUCAUAUAUUGGUUCUGGUUAUAUUCCUGCAACACCAUGGCAAGCCCACUGUAAUGUGACAAUUUGGCUGUGCAUUGAUGUUACUGGGUCAAAGACAUCCCACACAGAACAUGGCUCUUCUGCACUGUGGUAAUCACACUUAGAACAGAAGAAACUACCACUCACAAUUAUCCUCCCAUUGUAUCUUAAAACUGUGUAAACAUUUUCCUGCAGUGACUUUCUGUACCUGUUUCAUUUGUUUUAUGUGAGACCUGGGAAGGUGAUGGAUGGGUGGUCGGAGGUAUAUGAGUGAGCAAAUACGCCAGCCCCCACUGACUAUCAUUGCUGGGGUACCCCUCUUACACGAGUCACUGCCAUUUUUCUUCAUGCUGUAUAAAAAAUUUUAAAACACAUAUAUCUGUGUAUUUGUAACCUGAUUCUCCUUGUGUCUGUUCUUGCAGACAAUAAAAAAAACUGUACAGUAGGUCUAGUUGCAUGUAAUCUGUACUAAUUAUUGACAAUGGCAUUAUAAAAUGCAAUAAAAUACUUAUUACACUGUC